Molecule: messenger RNA, 1397 nt
Organism: Oncorhynchus kisutch (coho salmon)
Lineage: Eukaryota; Metazoa; Chordata; Actinopteri; Salmoniformes; Salmonidae
Product: transmembrane protein 14C
Exons: 4
Coding region: 882-1205 (107 amino acids)
Biological process (GO): regulation of heme biosynthetic process
Cellular component (GO): mitochondrial membrane
Source: RefSeq, a predicted model, not a curated record
GAUAUGUCAACUACCCUGUCAGCGCGUUUAUUCCCAGACCUUUGGCAAUACAGGCUACCAGCUGUACAAUGUGUGGAGCAUGUGUCAAGUGUAUGCAGACCGGAGAAGCCGAGAUGUGGGAAAAAUCAUUAUGAAGGAGAUUGUUUAGCAGAAGAGAAUUUAACAAGGAGGAAAAUGUUAUAACUGUGGUGGAGAUCAUGAAACGAAAUCAGAUAAAUGUACCAGGAGGAUGAAAGAGACCGAGAUUGCCAAAAUCUGGGCUGUUAAGAAACUCCUGUGCGGAGGCUGUUUAACGGGUAGAAAGAACGAGUAGCUCAAGAUGUUUCAUCAUGCUAGAGGCUAAGCAUACACCGCAACCUGCGGAGAGUUCCUAUCACCAGCCGGACACAGACAUUCUUCAUGUGAAGAGGGAGAAAUCUGUUACUUUUAUAGCAGUGGUGGUAAACGGACACUGCUCAAUUGGGGGAAGUGAAGUAUAGAAAUGUUGACAUAAAUUACAAGACUUUAACAUCCUAGUUCUGUCUGGUGCGAUCCUACCCUCGCAGGCCCCUGAGCCAUAACGUGGAGUUUUUGAAUGACACGAGGAGUGGGAUGUUUAUUACGUUUUUUUUAAUAAUACUUGUGGAUUAAUGUUUUUUUUUCCUUUCUCCGUAAUGGAGCAGUUUGUGGCGGCAAUACAACAAUAGUUUUGGUAUGCCAUAACGUUUCAGAGAAGAAGUGUUGGCACUUUUAUUUUGAAAUCCAUAACACUUCCGGGACUUGAACAGCGUAAUUCGAUUUGUGGCACUGAAAUGUUAUAUUGUAGUCGAAUUGUCUCAGAUUAAGAUUUACCGUGAGUUUUGACAAUACUUUUCCAUAUUAGUUUUAGACAAGACGUGACAAUGUCUCAAGAUUGGAUCGGUUAUAGCUAUGCUGCAUUGGUCUCGGCAGGAGGAAUCAUGGGUUAUGUAAAAGCAGGAAGUGUAACUUCACUGGUUGCGGGACUUUUCUUUGGGUUCCUAGCUGGACUUGGUGCCUACCUGAUGUCUCAGAAUCCUAAAGAUGUCAGGCUUUCUCUCGGUACCUCAGGAACACUGGCCAUUGUCAUGGGAAUGAGGUUUCUAAAUUCCUGGAAGUUCAUGCCAGCUGGUCUGAUGACAAUAGCAAGUUUCCUGAUGCUGGGGAAGACUGCAGUGGGGAUGUUCAAGAGACCACAUGAUUCUUAAAUGUGAAGAAUAUAGGAAUGUCACUGUUUUUCUAUCUGAUGACAUCUAGUGGCCCUUUCUGGGUACUUUAGAUGAUCACAGGUGUCUGCCAUUACCCCAGAUUCACCUUGUGGCUUUUUACCGGUAGGCUCUGAUGAAGGUCGAGUGACCGAAAGCUGACCCACAAUUAAAGAAAUGUGGAUCUGAUUGGAA